Gloeophyllum trabeum ATCC 11539 is the source of this 4272-nucleotide messenger RNA. RefSeq lists its product as uncharacterized. The transcript has 18 exons. The record is from RefSeq and is a predicted model, not a curated record. Lineage: Eukaryota; Fungi; Basidiomycota; Agaricomycetes; Gloeophyllales; Gloeophyllaceae. The coding region runs from base 1 to 4065 and encodes 1354 amino acids. Gene Ontology annotation, biological process: DNA repair.
AUGGACCCCGGCUUGUGCCGAUAUGUUCAGACGCGAUCUGACGCGCUCUUCCAUACUUCGCAGCCGUACACACAAGGUAUAUUACCGCCGAAUGAUUAUUUCCCAUCGUCGCACUCUCUUUCCAUCUCGCGCUGUGCAAGCGCACCGCUGGCUAUGCGUCAACCGAAAGCAUGGAAUGACUUAACCCUCCUGCAGGAUGAACCGUUCAGAGGGGCGUUCGAGGGUCGUUCGCAGACGCGGCACCAAAGCCGUAAGAAUCAAGCUACAUGGGAGCGAAAUCUGGCUGCCAAGGUGUUGGAGAAUGAGCGAGCCACUGUCUUCGCAUGGACCGCUCUGGCAUUUGCCUGUUCUCCUGGCGAAAAGGAACCAGACAAGAACAUUGGCUUAACCUUCAGUUCCCUGCUUUUUACCCAAAUCUUCUGGUGUUUGUAUCAGGAACAAAGUGGCGAAGCCCAAGCACUCUUGCGACGUGCGCGGCAACACGCGGGGUUCUGGUUUGAGGUGCCGGAGCAUGGGGAUGAUCUUGCGCAUGCGGCUGGAACCUCAAACAACCCGAAAAAGCGCCGGACCAAGAGAAAGCGUCGCAAUCCUCAUAGUAAUUCCGUCGACCAUAGCAGAGAUGGGAGUGUUGCGUCGAAGAAAAGUCGCGAGCGGUCGCUCGAGCAUGUUCACUCAGCUUCUGCUGACUGCAUGAUCGAAGAGAGUCCUACUGCCAGAGAACUUGGUGCACCAGCCACUCCUGCCGGAUGGGAUACGGACUCUACGCUCACAAGCUUGCCCUCUUCAGAUGAAUCCGAUUCUGAGGUGUCGGUGCAGCUCGCUUCUUUCCUGACGUCUAAAGUUCCACCCAUCAUGUCGACUUCGCGACCAAAAAGAGCGGCUACGACUCAUGAAAAUAUAACGCCACUGGCCACUAUGAAAUUCAAAUACCACCGUAAUGGCGGACGUGAAUCAAGCAUUGACUUGGCAGAUUAUAUUCCGUCUGCUCUGAUUUCGGCGGACCGUAAGGGUAGGAGGAGCAAGCGUCCGCGACUCUCCAAGCCCGUUGAAGUUGGUCCCGAGUCGUUGACGACGGAACUGAGCAGCAUAGACACAUCCAGGCGGGAGAAUACCACUGUUGAUCUAGUUGCGCCGGCAGAAACUGUUUCGUCCACUACUGCGCAGCAGAUACGAAGUGUGUCUAUCUCAAGCAAAGAGAAGGAUGCUCUGGCUACAGGGAAUCCCAAAAUCUCCAACGCAAAAAAGGCUUACAAAGUUCGAGAGAAGAAGGUUACAGCUAGAGAGCGUCGGUCUGCUGUUCUUGCAAACAAAGAUACUGCAGUUUCGAGGAGCGGGAUCAUCUCGUCACAUCCUUCCGUGAGUCUGGGCAGCCGAGGCACACGUAACAACCGAGAUCGUACAGCGCAGGAGGACGUACUAUCCUCAGUCGCACCUAUCGACCUUUGCCCCUCCCCUGGCAGGACCGGACCCCGUCUUUCUACAGGAUUGCCAGGAGCCUCCGGGAGAAGCCAACAAACAUCCAACAAAGGAAUGAGAAGCGAAGGAAGCCGUCCUCGCACAGUAGCGAAGCAGAUCGUCUCUGGAAGAGCGGCGAAAUCAAAGUCCUCUGCCCCACGUUCCAGAUGUGAUUCGAAGACACCGUCCGUAGCGGUCGACGAGACGCGACCUAUCGUCAAGAUAAAGCCCACUGGGCUUCCCGCUAGAAAAGGGGCCGGACCGAAGUGUGUUGCUCGACGUUCCAAAUACUACUCAGAGACAUCGUCCGUAGCGGACGACGAGAUGCGACCCAUCGUCAAGGUAAAGCGCACCGGGCUUCGCGCUAGAAUGAGCCCCGCGGUAAGUGGAAAGACGGCAGAUGCGAAGGUUCGCGCAAUAUCCGGCGGGUCGCAAAAGGGCUCACAGAGGAAUGCUCGUUCUAACGAGGCGAGCACCGAACGAAGUGUAGUUCAAGUCUCGUCUCCCCAGGCUGGCGUGCCUGAGGAUAGUCUAUGGCUACCCCAAACUGACACGCAGGCAUCAUCCGCACGUCGUCUUGGAAGCCCGCUCCUGCUAGAUGGCCAUGUUGACGGGAGCAUCUCCUCUGGGAGUACGCUAGUGAUACCAAAAGCCACCCUCCAUCUACCAAGAACAAGCUCCAGUCAACUACAUCCUAUAUCAGCUCUGGUAGAUAGUACUACUUUCGACCCGCCCUUGGAUCCGGCUGAAACCGUCAGCCGCUUGCGCUCGCGUUUAAGACCUCCGCUCCCCUGCACACCGCCAGUCUGGGCCAAACACCGACAAGAAGUGUGCGAGACGGUAGAGUGGUUCCGGAGCUAUCAAGGCGGCGUCUACUUCAAUAAGAACUAUGCGCAUGGAUAUCUCCUCAGUGCCUUCUCGGCAAGUCGCGAUAUCUUUCACCAUCAAGGGAAAUUGAUCAUAUCCCACGGAGGAGGCAGAGCAGAAGCUCUGCAUACCAAGGAAGGCAGGACCUCGACCACGCAGGCUAGCGAUCAGCAUGCGGAUGAUCUAUCUGUUCGGGCUUUGUUGUUGAGCUACGAACAACGCCAUCCGGUAGUACUGCUCAUUGAUGACAAAUAUGAACUAUUUCCCUACGACUUACAUGCUACCAAUCCUGAUUAUACCUACGUGGCAUUAGGCAACUAUCUCAUCACACGGGUAUGGGCGGAACGUUGCAUUCCCAAGAAUUCAUCGGAGUCCGUGAUACGAUACAAGUUUGCCUUUCAGUGGUGUGAUGAACAAGGAGACCCGUGGUGGCUUAAACAACGGCUCAUGCAGACAGACUCGACUACCGAGGAAAGCUCUAGCACUGCAGCGACCAAGAAUGAUAGCUAUUCCAGGGGACAAUGCUCUGGCUCGAUCAGCGACGAGAGUUUUGCGGCGCCCUUGGACUACGACUCCGCCGGUAUCAUCAGGCGCAUCUGUCGCUUCUGUGGGAACGAGAGUCCUUUAAUCUAUGAACAAGGAUGGGUCUGUACUCAGCCAUAUUGUCAUAUGUUCUGGAUGCUCGAUGAUGGUAAGCAUCCUCACGAUGAGCUCACUUAUGCGCAAAGUUUUCUUGGCUUGCUCGACUUGCCCUCCAUGGGAUGUAGAGAUAUCAGACCGCCACUUCCCGUCGGCCCUCACUCUGACCAGAUUACUACGACCCUUGAGUUUACUCGAGGAUAUCACUGCAGGACGUGUGGGCGGCUGUCCUGUCGAGUAAAGUGGCAAUACUGGCAGUGUUCAAACUGUGGGGGCAUAUAUCACGUCCCAGGCAGAACUCGUCUUCCCAAUGAACUACGUAUUAGGAUGAAACUUGGUUUUGAUCGACACAAGGUCUCUUCAAUUUCAGGGAUCGUCAAACCGCCCUUCUGCCUCUAUACCGAGAACCGUUAUUAUGGCUACUCUCAGAUAUUCAUCUUACCCGAUGGAAGAGGCCGGAUACAUCAUAUCCUAGGCAGCCCUCUUCUCAACACAAGAGCAAAUGACAUUUUCAGAAAGUAUCAAGACCAAGCAGCAGAAGGACGUGUAUCAUUUCGAAGGUGGCCUAUCAGGAUGCAUAAAUGCAGAGGUGACCUACUGGCUCAGUACUUCUCCCACAACGGUAAGAAUCAUAAUUCUGCUAUCGUCGUCGAUCUGACUCGUCUGCUGUUCUGGCAAGCUGGUGCCCCGUAUCAUUAUGUAGGAGGCACAAACGAGACAGUGUCGUUCCAAGAGGCCCCCUCUGCCGUGAUGGAAGCAUUGGACCUCAUACAAGACCGGGCGUCAAAAGCCGUACGGAGGCCACUCAGGUUCAAUGAAAUCCUUUCCGCAGCAUAUAUGCAAGACCAACAGAUGGCGUAUCACGGAGAUGACGAGGAGGGUCUUGGACCCGUAGUGGCCUCGCUGUCACUUGGCUCCCCCGCGCUAAUGCGUUUCAGGCCUAAGGGCCAGAAGCAGGAUAUCUUGUCCAUUGUUCUACACCACGGCGACGUACUUGUGAUGGAGGGGCUUGAAGUGCAGCAGUACUACGAACAUCAGGUCCAACCAGCGGAUUUCAGGAUCGCAGCUACGGCACGACAGAUUGGAGUGCUAGAGGGCUUGUGAGAGCAUAACACUUAAUGCAAGUGCUUGCGCCAUGGUGCCGGAACAGUCACGAUAUGUCCGCGUGUAAUCAAUUUCAAUGCGCUGCAGCGUAUAUAAAGGGCCCGUGCCGUUGCUAGACAGUAUACGGGUUUCGCUUAGUACCAAAGAAGCUUCCUCGUUAGAGUCUCCUGUAGACGCCUUGAGGACGGUGAGACGACUUUGGUCGGG